Messenger RNA from Parnassius mnemosyne (clouded apollo), 705 nucleotides. NCBI's taxonomy places the organism in Eukaryota, Metazoa, Arthropoda, Insecta, Lepidoptera, Papilionidae. The record is from the annotation of a GenBank genome assembly.
AUGGACGAUCUCAUGACAGGUUGUCAGUCGAUCGAAGAAGGAAUAGUAGUAUAUAAAGAGAUGAAAGACUUGAUGAGAAUGGGAGGCUUUCAGCUUCAAAAAUGGGGAAGCAGCAGUCAAGAACUGUUGGAAAAGAUAGGAGAAAAUAAAGGGAACAAAAAUCAGAAAAAAAGGGUUGACAUAGGAGUGGAAAAGGAAGUAAAGGAAGUGACAAAAGUUCUUGGUCUAAAUUGGAAUAGCGAAUUAGAUAAUUUUGAGUAUUUGGUUAAACUUCCUGCUGUGAGCACCCCUUUGACCAAAAGGAAAGUAGUGGCAGAUAUUGCUCGCUUAUUUGAUCCGCUUGGCUGGAUAUCGCCUGUAAUAAUUAGUGCUAAAGUUAUUAUUCAGAAACUUUGGAUGUCGGGCAUCGAAUGGGACCAGGAACUGCCAGAUAAACUAUUACAAGAAUGGAUAGCAUAUCGUGGCAGCUUAAUUGAUCUUUCUGGUUUCACUAUUCCACGAUGGAUUUACACAAGAGACAACAAUGAAAGGGUUGAACUUCAUGGCUUCAGCGACGCCUCCUGUCAUGCUUAUGCAGCGGUGGUCUAUUUAAGAGUUAUUAACAAUACGGGAGAAAUAUACACUAGCUUAAUCACUUCUAAGACAAAGGUGGCACCUAUUAUUCAAAGAUCAAUUCCCUUGAAUUGUGUGGAGCAGAAUUGUUAA